Cetraspora pellucida is the source of this 840-nucleotide messenger RNA. The record is from the annotation of a GenBank genome assembly. Lineage: Eukaryota; Fungi; Glomeromycota; Glomeromycetes; Diversisporales; Gigasporaceae.
AUGGAAGAUUUAUUAUAUCGUAUAAAUACGUUGGAUAUGAUGGUUAAAGAAACCUUUAGCUUAAAUAUUCAUUUAUCAACAGUUGGACAUAUAUUAAAACAGAAUAAUAAUACCUUUGAAGAAAUGCAUACUAUAAAAAGAUCAAGAGCUGUUACAUAUCCUGAGUUUGAUGAUGCAUUACAUGAAUGGGUUUUGCAAAAUCAAGCUUAUUUAAUAUUAAGCGAUGCUAUUUUAACAGAAAAAGCAAAAGCUUUUGCAAAUUUACUUAACAUACCAGAAGGUCAACUUAAAUUUUCAUCAGAUUGGCUCUCAAGAUUUAAAAAACGGCAUGGAAUUGCAAAGAUAAAAUUGCAUAGAGAAGAUGCUUCAGUAGACCUAAAAGCAUUUGACCAGAGAAUGGAAGGAUGCAAAGUUAUUCUUUUACUAGAUGGUUCAAAAACUCAUAGUACUGCAGAUCAAUAUGAAGAUGAAAGUAGUGAAAAUAAUCAAAAUAUGCUUUCUGCUACACAAUUUAUUGUAAGUGCUUGGAAUGAUGUAACUACAAGAACAAUUUUUAAUUGUUUUUGUCAUACAAAGAUCCUUCUUGUUACAGCAGAAACAAAUACUUAUGAUGAUAAUGUAGAUAAUGAUACAGAUAAUGAAUUAAUAAAUGAGCUUUAUAUAGAUAUUAAGGCUCUUCAUUUUCGAAAUGAAAUGGAUAUUGACAGCUAUAUUGAUUAUUCUGAAGAAAAUAUUUCUGUUAAUGAAAAUGAAUUUGAAUAUAAUUUAAUCGAAGCUGACAUGUUUGAAGAUACUGAAACUGAAGAUUUUGAAUCAGAUGUAAGUGAAAAUAAUGACUAA